Molecule: messenger RNA, 1146 nt
Organism: Diplodia corticola
Lineage: Eukaryota; Fungi; Ascomycota; Dothideomycetes; Botryosphaeriales; Botryosphaeriaceae
Product: quercetin-dioxygenase
Exons: 1
Coding region: 1-1146 (381 amino acids)
Source: RefSeq, a predicted model, not a curated record
AUGAGAUCCACCGCCGCCAUCGUCGGAGCUCUCGCCUCCCUCCUCGCUGCUGGCUGCUCCGCCGCUGAGGAGAGCGCCAGCCUGAUUGUCGACACGGCGCCGCAGUACCUGCGCCCCUACGUUCUUCCCAAGCACUCAGGGCAAGCCGUCGCCGUGGGCCAGCAGAUCUACCGCUUCUCCGUGACGGGCAACUCGUCGGCCGGCGCCUUCACCCUGAUGCAGACAAACGCCCCCGCCUCGAGCAGCCUGGGCGUGCUCCCGCACACGCACAAGGCCCACUACGAGAACUUCUACUGCACCAAGGGCCGCGUGCAGCUGUGGACCAAGACCAACACCACGGGCGAGAACGCGCGCAUCCUCACCGCCGGCGACUACGGCGCCGUGCCGCAUGACACCAUUCACACCUUCCAGAUCACCGACCCAGACACGCAGCUGACGGGCGUCAUCCAGCCGGGCGGCUUCGAACAGCUGUUCAUCGCCAUUGGCGACGGCCCCUACAACUCGUCGACCGGCGCCGCCUUUGUCCCCGCCGCGGUCAACAGCUCCGCCUCCGGCGCCGGCAGCUCGGCCAGCAUGAUCUCCGCCCUCGAGUCGUUCGACGUCUUCGCCCAGCUGGACUACUCGCCGCGCUACGACUUCGUCAACGGCAGCGCUGGCACCAGUGCCGGCGCGAGGUGGCACGACGGCGCCAACGCCCUGGCAAAGGACGCCCACACGCCCAACUUCAUCGCCAAGGGCUACGGACCCAAGUACCUCAACGUCGACGACGGCGUCUAUCGCGUCGUGCAGCCGCUCGUGACCGACACCCAGAGCGCCGGCAACUUCACCAUGGGCACCAUCACCAUGUCGCCGCUGCUCGCCAACCAGACCGACACCACUCAGCAGAACCUGACCCAGCCCUUGGCCUUUCAGGUGGAAGAGGGCCUGCUCGUCGUCGCAGUCGAUGGCUAUGAUGCCGUCAACCUGAUCCAGGGCGAUGUCGUCUUCAUUCCCGCCGGCACCGCCUUCACCUACCACGCCGCCGUCCCCUUCACCAAGUUCCUGUACGUCAGCGGCGGCGGGGACGGCCUCGACUAUCAGCUGUUGCAGAAGAGCGUGGCCUGGAACUACGCCACCUACCCCACUUACGCUGGUUACACCAUCUAA